GGGAAAAGGAAUAAGGGACUCCCCAGGCUGUGACGUGUGUUGCCAUGGUGACGUCCAGAGAGCGUCUCGCGUUGGGAGGGGGAGGAAACGGAGGAAUGAAAACAAACAUGGCGGAAAGGAGCAAGACGGCAGAAACGGGUAGCGAUAUAGGAUUAGAUGAAAUUAUCACAGGGAAUUUAAGCAAAUAUGCUGCAGUUCCACCAGGUUACUUUGGACAGCCGAAAAAGGGACAUAUUAUAUUUGAUGCCUGCUUUGAAAGUGGCAACCUUGGACGUGUAGACCAUAUUACUGAAUUUGAAUAUGACCUGUUCAUCAGGCCUGACACCUGUAAUCCACGUUUUCGGGUAUGGUUCAACUUCACAGUUGAAAAUGUGAAGGAAUCCCAGAGAGUCAUUUUUAACAUUGUCAACUUCAGUAAAACCAAAAGCCUGUAUCGGGAUGGGAUGGCUCCAAUGGUAAAAUCCACAAGCAGGCCUAAAUGGCAGAGGCUGCCACCUAAAAAUGUGUAUUACUACCGCUGCCCUGACCACAGAAAGAACUAUGUUAUGUCAUUUGCUUUCUGCUUUGACCGAGAGGAUGAUAUAUACCAGUUUGCUUACUGCUACCCAUACACUUAUACUCGGCUUCAGCAUUACCUUGAUAACUUACAGAAAAGGAACAUGGACUACUUUUGCAGAGAGCUUCUCGGACUUAGUGUGCAACAGCGUCAACUUGACCUCUUGACUAUAACCAACCCUGUAAACCUUCGUCCUGGAGCAGAGCAGAAAGUUGUAUUUAUUACAGCUCGUGUCCACCCAGGGGAAACACCAUCAUCUUUUGUGUGUCAAGGUAUCAUUGAUUUUCUUGUGAGUCCACAUCCAAUUGCCAAAGUCCUCCGAGAUCAUCUGGUGUUCAAAAUUGCUCCUAUGCUUAAUCCAGAUGGAGUUUAUCUUGGCAACUACAGAUGUUCCUUAAUGGGCUUUGAUUUAAACCGGCACUGGGUAGAUCCAUCUCCUUGGGCUCACCCCACUCUCCAUGGUGUCAAGCAGCUCAUUGUUCAGAUGUACAACAAUCCGAAAGUUACCCUGGAAUUCUAUAUCGACAUCCAUGCUCACUCCACUAUGAUGAAUGGCUUUAUGUAUGGGAACAUUUUUGAAGAGGAGGAAAGAUUUCAGAGACAAGCUAUUUUUCCCAAGCUACUCUGCCAGAAUGCUGAAGACUUCUCCUUUUCAAGCACUUCCUUCAAUCGAGACGCUGUUAAGGCAGGGACAGGACGUCGCUUCCUUGGUGGGUUACUGGAUGACACCUCUUACUGCUACACCCUGGAAGUCUCCUUCUACAGUUACAUAGUUGGAGGGACUGCUUCUACAGUUCCCUAUACAGAAGAAGCAUAUAUGAAACUAGGAAGGAACGUGGCCAGAACUUUUCUGGAUUACUACAGGCUGAAUACAAUUACAGAAAGACCUUUGGCACCAAUCUCAAGUACAUGGAAGGAAAAAGCAUCCUCCUACAAAUGUGCAUAUCAUCGAGGCCAAGGGAAUAACCAAAGUGCCAACAAGCUAGAGAAAAGAUCCCAGACAUCUCUUAAGGAGCAUACUUUCUCAUCAUAAAGCACGGAAGAGAGACACGUUUCAGAGAAUCUGGGACCAGCACUUCAGGCUUUAAAUUGGAUUGUUUACCUCCUUCCUUUCAGCCAAUUAUUUUUAAGAGUUAAGUGCAGAAAUGCUUUACUUACAAAUGCUACAAUUGAUUUUAUUUUUGGUUGAUUUUCUUCUGCCUCAAAAGCAUGCCAACAGGUUUAGACAUGUCAUUCUUUUCUGCCUCAUUGGCCAAAAUCCUCUUGUGUAAACUUGUGCGGUGUAGGGCAAAUGAUGUCACCUGCGGUGACGUGACCCAGAAUCCAAGCAGGGACUCACUACAUGUACAAUGAGAGAUUGCACUGGGGACUAAUGAGCAGCCACUAAUGAAAGAGUUCCCUACUUAGAUUCUGGGUGAUGUCAUUUGUCCUAUGCCACAUAUGUUUACACAAGAGGAUUUUGGCGAUUAAAUGCUUAUAAAGCAAGCAAAAGCCAACCUUUUCCCUGUAACUCUGAAGCACUAGGCAGAGCAGGGGAAGCUUUCCAUGGUGGUGCAUGACUUUCUACAUGUUGUGGUCUUAAAUCCUGAGCAUCUUUUGCAAGUGAUAUAUACUAAAGUGAUAAAUUUCCAGAGGUUCAGGUCAUGCUAGUGUUUUCUAUGGAACUGUGCUGUUAUUUUAAUAUCUAGCAAUCAUUUUCUGUUUUAUUUUUGUUGCCACUGCUUCUGUUUAAUUGAAGAACUGAAGCAGGGAUAUGAAAGGUUUAAUUCAUACUCUCCUUAUUCUUAAAAGGAGCUGAAUUUGUUGACUAAUAUAGGACUAGUUAGGUAUAUUCAGUAUCACACAGACAGAUCAUUCUGUGUCUUUUUCUCACUUCUUUCCUAAGUGUAUCUAGGUCUUAGAUACAAGAACAAGGAAAAGUAACACCUGAAUGAUCUGAAGCAAGGGUGGAGAACAAUUGAUCUUCUGGAAGUUUUGGACUUCAGCUCCCCUAUUCCUGUACCAAUUCUAUGCUGGGAACUGAAGCUCAAAAGGGAUAAAGUGAAGGGAAAAUUCCAUCCUGUGCAUCUGGACCAUCUUAGCAUUCUGCCUUUACUAAAUGGAAUCUUUGGCCCCAGUCCAACUAAGUAAGGGCUGAACUCUUCCGGAUAUUGAGCUAUCACAUACAUCAGCUUUUUUUGGUGGGAAGAAGGAGCCAAGGGAUAAAAUUCCAGCCACCACUUCUGAAUAGCUAUCAGGUUACUGUUCAAUUUUCUGGCUUGAGCUGUGCACUCAUAGCGCUAGCAACCAAAGCAGAAAGACCUGUGUGAGUUUAGAUCUGCAUAUGACCUCAUCCAGGUAUAAAUAUGCACUUAGAAACCAAUUUUCAUGUUCUAGCUAAAUUGGAACAUUUGUGUAAGAAAACAACAUUGGAAGAACGGGAGAGAAGAAAUAUGAAUACCCCAAUAGGCAAACAAAUUGAUAAGAUUUCUUCUGUACCAUCAUCAUUUCAAGGUUGGACGUUAAAGUGUGCACAUUUUCAAAUAUGCAGAAGUCCUGUAAUCCAUGGCUUAGUCUUUUUCUGUCUGUUGGCAAAAUAAUGACUUGUCCGGACAGCCUGAUAAUUAAAAUGACCUCUUGACAAUCUGGAUUAGAAGUCAGGCAUUGGGGUAUAACAUGUCUUGUGAAUGAAUCUCAUUUAGUUUCUGACAUGUGUUUUUUUCUGAAGGUUUGAAAUGAAGGUUUUCAAGGUUGGUUUAUGAAGCAUGAGUGUCAUUUCAUCGGUUUGAUUAUAAUAAAAUAGUUGUAACAUUUGUUGUUUGCUCAAUGAAUUCAUGUUGUGUUGUAUAUGAAAUCAGGUGAAACCUGGUAGUUUGUGCUUGAAGCACCAAAUAAAGAAUGAAAUGCUUCUGUUUA
Messenger RNA from Pogona vitticeps (central bearded dragon), 3451 nucleotides. Its product is annotated as BEN domain-containing protein 5. Gene Ontology annotation, biological process: negative regulation of DNA-templated transcription; proteolysis. NCBI's taxonomy places the organism in Eukaryota, Metazoa, Chordata, Lepidosauria, Squamata, Agamidae. The record is from RefSeq and is a predicted model, not a curated record. Gene Ontology annotation, molecular function: metallocarboxypeptidase activity; DNA binding; zinc ion binding.